Messenger RNA from Micromonas pusilla CCMP1545, 507 nucleotides. RefSeq lists its product as uncharacterized. NCBI's taxonomy places the organism in Eukaryota, Viridiplantae, Chlorophyta, Mamiellophyceae, Mamiellales, Mamiellaceae. Bases 1 to 507 code for a protein of 168 amino acids. The record is from RefSeq and is a predicted model, not a curated record. The transcript has a single exon.
AUGGAGGGGCUGCUCGCGGACUACGGGAGCUCGGACUCCGAGGAGGAGGAGGUAGAGAAGAGGCCGGCCGGCGCGCCGUCGUCGGACGCCACGACGGCGCCGAAACCGUCGACUACGGGAGAUCGAUUCGCGAGCCAAGGGGGCGCGGCCGCUUCCACGAGCGCCGCGCCGAGGACCGCGCUCCCGAGCGUGGCUUCGCUCCUCGAGAGCACGGGCGUGGGCGUCGGGAGCGCGUCGAUGUCCCUCCUCGAGACCGGCGGACAGGGAGGGGACGCGAGAGGACGAGGCGAGGGGGCAGGAGGAGGCGUGAAGCGUCCCGCCGGCGGCGCGUUCGCGCGCUCGCACGUGCCCACGAAGAGCAGUCGAGGCGAGACGCGAGACAACGUCAGCGCGAAGCCGAAGAGCUCGCUGGUCCCCCCGCAGUUGCGAGGGCGGUCGAACAACGCGACGCAGGACCUGGAGGCGCUCGGGUUCAAGGCGAAGCCUCGCGUCGUGAAGAGGUCGUGA